AUGAAUUAAUUAAUUCAGGAAAAGGAUAAAGCUUUGAAAUGCACUAAACAUAAAAAGAAAUAAAUUGAACUGAUUCAAGUGAUCAACACUGAACGUGAGAAUCCAAAUAAAUCUUUUUUCUACUGCACGAGCUGCAUUUUAGAAGAUAAAUCUUUUGAUAAUUCUAAAUAUCUGCAAUUAGACGAUAUUGUAGAUGAAGGUGACAAAAGUGUUAUCAACAGAUGGCCACCUAUAAAUGACUACUAAAUAAUUGAAUAGCUUAUAGAUUUAUGCAUAAGGGAAGAUGAUACUGUGAACAUACAAAGAAAAAUAGUAGAUUUUUUUGAUAAAAUGAGACAUGAUAUUCUUUGCAAACUAGAAAUCAUUCAGAAGAAAAUGAUUAAUUAAUCGCUUGAAAAUCCAUUGUCAAAAUAGAAGAUAGUUAAAUAAUAUUAAGAUAUUUCAAAUAUCAUUAAUUUAAGAUAACUGAUUUUAAAUCAGGAAGGUUAGAGUACAGAAGAGCUCUAAGAACGCUACAAGUAGCUUGUAAAAGAAAUGGAGUUGAAAAAAGAUCAAAGUACUAAUAAUCUUGAGAGUCUUCUUAAACUUAGCUAAGAUUUAAAUAUUAAUUUUCAGCAAGCAGCUUAAAUGAGGGAUGAAAUAUUGUCUUAAAUAGAUCAAAUUACCUUCUUUGAUCAAAAUUUUUAUUCAUCUUAAUAUUUAUAAGCUAAAAAAAGCUCAUGUGAGCAAAUAGUAGAUUAAAUCUUAACUUUAGUUUCCAACAAAACAAAUUUUUGCUCUGAUACUUUUUUAUCUUCUUUGAGAAAGCAGCUUCAAUAAGCUAAUCCUGAUUUAUUAACAUCUAUUUCUCACUAAAUAUUCUAAGGCAAUAAAUCACCGAUAGAUUUUGAUAGGCUAAACGAAGAGCAGCUAGAAUAAAUAAGAAAGUAUGUUCACCACUCAGUGAAAUUAACUAAAGACAAAAAUUAUGAAAAUCUAAUUAAAGAUUCAGCUUAAAUUAAAAAUUUUAUAUCCUUAAUUACCUCAGGGUUAUAUUAAUUUGAUAAUGACUAAAGACUACAGCUCAAUUAAUUCUUUAUUGAAGUUUUUCCUUUUUUAAAGAAACUAAAUUUAAACUCAAGAAAUAGCAGCAACAGUUUUAUAAACAAUCAGCAGUUAAAACCUUAAUAAAAAGAUGCACGGGCUUCAUUUAAAUUUUGGUGA
This is a messenger RNA of Tetrahymena thermophila SB210, 1203 nucleotides long. RefSeq names its product zinc carboxypeptidase family protein. Lineage: Eukaryota; Ciliophora; Oligohymenophorea; Hymenostomatida; Tetrahymenidae. The transcript has a single exon. The record is from RefSeq and is a predicted model, not a curated record.